Molecule: messenger RNA, 462 nt
Organism: Gryllus bimaculatus (two-spotted cricket)
Lineage: Eukaryota; Metazoa; Arthropoda; Insecta; Orthoptera; Gryllidae
Source: the annotation of a GenBank genome assembly
AUGUGUCAAGAAGUAUUAUCUGCAGGCCACCGCCAACUGUCUGGAGUUCGAAUCUCGGAGGGACCCGGCCGGCGAAGGUUCUCACCGGUUUCACUUGACCGGCCAGCGGAGAAUGCCCCGGAGCCUUGGCGCUCGGCCGCUCCUCGGUCCUCCCUCGGCGGCGGAAGGAGAGGCGAGGCGAGGCGAGACGCGAUCAAAGACCUUGUGCGGUCGCAUACCCGUUGCCCUGCUAGUACACGGCCGAGUGACAAUUACAUCUACCUGAAAUCCCAGAUGGAUGCUGUUUCAUCUCGUCGACAUUAUCUGAUACAGAUGUUCAGGCUGGGUAUUCAAAAAAGGAGAGAAUCGAUUAAGGUUUCGAGUUUUGCAGAAAUUUAAGAUCACACAUUUUUGUGCCAAUGUGUCCGAGAUCGUAAUUUGAUAGUUACCCGUACGAAAUUGCUUUCAGAUCGUGAGGCAAGU